GCAGAACAGGCAGAUGGAUGAAAAUGAGGAUGAACUUUGCACUGCCUCUCACGGCGGCAAAAGGCUGCUGGCUGCUAAAUGUCAGCCGGCAGUGCUCCCACGGAUCCACUGGGUUAUUCGUACCUUCAAGUCCUCCUCCGGACCCUGAGAAAGUCAAAGAGUUACAGCGCUUUAUCACCCUUUCCAAGAGACUCCUAGUGAUAACUGGGGCAGGGAUCUCCACCGAGUCGGGGAUCCCAGACUACAGGUCGGAGAAGGUGGGACUUUAUGCCCGCACUGACCGGCGACCCAUCCAGCACAGGGACUUUGUGCGGAGUGCGGCCAUCCGCCAGCGGUACUGGGCAAGGAACUUUGUGGGCUGGCCCCGGUUCUCCUCCCAUCAUCCCAACCCUGCACACUGGGCUCUGAGCCACUGGGAGAGACUCGGAAAGCUGUACUGGCUGGUGACCCAAAAUGUGGAUGCCCUGCACAGCAAGGCGGGGAGUCAGCGCCUAACGGAACUCCACGGCUGCAUGCACAGGGUCCUCUGCUUGGAUUGUGGUGAACAGAUACCACGUGGGGUGCUGCAGGAGCGCUUUGAGGUGCUGAACCCCACUUGGAGUGUGGAGGCCCAUGGCCUAGCUCCCGAUGGGGACGUCUUUCUCACCGACGAGCAAGUUCAGAGCUUUCAGGUGGCCUCCUGUGCUCGAUGUGGGGGCCCUCUGAAACCAGAUGUCGUUUUCUUCGGGGACACAGUGAACCCUGACAAGGUGAACUUCGUGCACAGGCGUGUAAAGGAAGCCGACUCCCUCUUGGUAGUGGGCUCGUCCCUGCAGGUGUACUCUGGCUAUCGAUUUAUCCUCACUGCCCGGGAGAAGAAGCUCCCAAUCGCUAUACUGAACAUUGGGCCCACACGGUCAGACAAUCUGGCCUGCCUGAAACUGGAUUCGCGCUGCGGAGAGUUGCUACCUUUGAUUGACCCGCACUGAUCACAGCCUGAUGCUCUUGAACCAGAAACUGGGCUUUCACUUGAAUCCUGUGGCUAAAGGUAGAAGAAAUGGCUGGGAAAUAUGUAAGCCAGCGCCCCUGCUGAAGUGCUCCUGGGGUUCUCACUCAUGUGGGGAGAAAGGAUAAAGGAAAUGGCUUAAUUUAUAAUUUGGAAAAUGUCCUUAAUUGCAUUUUUAUAUAGAAAAGAUGAGCAUUCAUCUGAAAAAUUUUUAUUGAUCAAGGAAUAAAGGAAUCACUUAAUAGUACACCA
Molecule: messenger RNA, 1237 nt
Organism: Condylura cristata (star-nosed mole)
Lineage: Eukaryota; Metazoa; Chordata; Mammalia; Eulipotyphla; Talpidae
Gene: SIRT4
Product: sirtuin 4
Exons: 5
Coding region: 18-968 (316 amino acids)
Molecular function (GO): NAD-dependent protein lysine deacetylase activity; NAD+ binding
Source: RefSeq, a predicted model, not a curated record